AUGCUAAUGCAAAGGUGGUAUUGGAAGAAAGAAGAGGGGCGGGGAAGAUGGAUUAGUGAGAGUGUUGUUCAUGUGGAAUGGAGGGAAGCAGAAAGAGUUGGGGGAGGUGACAUAAAGGGUGAGGAAAAAAAGAGAGGGAGGGUGGGAUACAGCUGGGUACAGGGUGUCGUGACUCUAGUGGCUGGGGAACCCAAGUUGGCGGUAUCUAUUGCUGUUGUGACUCUCUCUCCUGCGCUGCACUUUACUGGGCUCCACCCUCUGUGA
Messenger RNA from Sphenostylis stenocarpa, 264 nucleotides. The record is from the annotation of a GenBank genome assembly. Lineage: Eukaryota; Viridiplantae; Streptophyta; Magnoliopsida; Fabales; Fabaceae.